CUUGACUCAUAGCUGACAAGAGUUUUUGAAUCUUUCACUGGUGAGACUUCCCACAUCUAACAUGCGCCUUUCGGCCCUGCUGGCCUUGGCAUCCAAAGCCACUCUCCCUCCCCACUACCGCUAUGGAAUGAGCCGUCCAGGCUCCCUAUCAGACAAGAGGAAGAAUCCUCCAUGGAGCAGGCGGCGCCCAGUGGUGGUAGAGCCCAUCUCUGAUGAAGACUGGCACCUAUUCUGCGGAGACAUGGUGGAAAUCUUGGAAGGCAAGGAUGCUGGCAAGCAGGGCAAAGUGGUCCAAGUCAUUCGGCAGCGGAACUGGGUUGUCUUGGAGGGGUUGAACACGCAUUUCCGCUAUGUUGGGAGAACCAAGGAUCACCGAGGGACCAUGAUCCCUAGUGAAGCCCCGUUACUUCAUCAUCAGGUCAAGCUAGUGGACCCUGUGGACAGGAAACCCACUGAAAUCCAGUGGAGAUUUACUGAAGCAGGAGAGCGGGUUCGAGUCUCUACAAGAUCUGGGAGAAUUAUCCCCAAACCUGAAUUUCCUAGAGCAGAUGGCAUUGUCCCUGAAACAUGGACUGAUGGCCCUAAGGACACAUCAGUGGAAGAUGCUCUAGAAAAAACCUACGUGCCCCGGCUAAAGACAUUAGAAGAAGAGGUGAUGGAGGCAAUGGGGAUCCAGGAGACUCGAAGAUACAAGAAGAUUUAUUGGUAUUGAGCCUAACAGUGCUGCUUCUGCCUUGAGGGUGGGGGUAGGCUCC
Phodopus roborovskii (desert hamster) is the source of this 755-nucleotide messenger RNA. RefSeq names its product mitochondrial ribosomal protein L24 (gene Mrpl24). The transcript has 5 exons. Gene Ontology annotation, molecular function: RNA binding; structural constituent of ribosome. Lineage: Eukaryota; Metazoa; Chordata; Mammalia; Rodentia; Cricetidae. Gene Ontology annotation, cellular component: mitochondrion; ribosome. Gene Ontology annotation, biological process: translation. The record is from RefSeq and is a predicted model, not a curated record. The coding region runs from base 62 to 712 and encodes 216 amino acids.